GAGAUCCCUAAACAAAUGGCCAAGAGACUACUUGUAACCUAUGUUCUUUGGGCAAUAGGGGGUCCAGCUGGGCUCCAUCAUUUGUACUUGAGACGUGAUAGCCAUGCCUUGUUAUGGAUGCUUACCUUGGGAGGUGGUGGGUUGGGUUGGCUCUUGGAGUUCUGGAAGCUUCCCAGCUUUGUGGCACAAGCCAAUCAAGUCCGAGGGGGAAAAAAAAGCCAUGCAGAACUGAAACCCAGCCUAAGUCCAUUGCGCUUUGUGGCCCAGAUCCUAGUAGGCAUUUAUUUUGGUUUUAUGGCCCUGAUUGGCCUCUCUUUCAUGACCAGCUUCUAUAUCGUGGGUCUACCAUUAGCUGUUGGUUUAGGGGUAUUAUUAGUUGCCACUGUGGGCAACCAGACUUCAGACAUUAAGAGUACUUUAGGGGCAGCAUUUUUGACUUCUCCUCUUUUCUAUGGACGCCCCAUAGCCAUUCUACCCAUCAGCCUGAUUGCCAGCAUCAUAGCACAAAGACAUCGUCGCUACAAGGCCCCUUUGAGGACUGAGACUCUCACUCUUCGCCUCUACCGCCUGGGACUUGCUUAUCUGGCUUUCACUGGCCCCGUAGCCUACAGCACCUUCUGCAACAUGGCUGACACUAUCCAGCGUGGAACAGAGACCCUUGGCUCCUUCUUGUACUGGUUUACCCUCUUCCCAGUCUUCAGCCGUAUCAUGGAGUCAAUCCUUAUCCUACCUUACCGGAUCUGGCUUCUGGUGGGGAAUCCUAAUUUUGGCAGCUUCUCUUUCCAGGAGUGGGAGAAAGUAUUUGAGUUUGUCAGAAGCUUUCAGAAUGAGAAACAGCAGCUAGCUUACCAGGUUUUGGGCCUUAGCGAUGGGGCAACAUCUGAUGAAAUCAACAGGAGCUAUCGGGAAUUAGUGAAAAUCUGGCACCCAGAUCACAACCAGCACCAGGCGGAGGAAGCUGAGAGGCAUUUCUUAGAGAUCCAGGCUGCUUAUGAAAUCCUCAGUAAGUCUAGGAAGUCCAGAGACUCAUGACAAUCUGGAAAAGGGAAGCAAUGAAGUAUCAAGAAGACUGUCCUUUGCCAUGACCUUUUCCGGGAAAAAUCUCUCUUAGGUUUGUUCACUGAGUUUCUCCCGAAA
Gracilinanus agilis (Agile Gracile Mouse Opossum) is the source of this 1137-nucleotide messenger RNA. It is a transcript of the gene DNAJC22, whose product is annotated as DnaJ heat shock protein family (Hsp40) member C22. NCBI's taxonomy places the organism in Eukaryota, Metazoa, Chordata, Mammalia, Didelphimorphia, Didelphidae. The coding region runs from base 16 to 1032 and encodes 338 amino acids. The transcript is spliced from 2 exons. Gene Ontology annotation, biological process: endocytosis. The record is from RefSeq and is a predicted model, not a curated record. Gene Ontology annotation, cellular component: plasma membrane; early endosome.